AUGAGCUCGGACUCUUCCCUCGCUGCGGAGAUGUCUUUCCUGUCAGAUGGAGAUUCAUCCUCAUCUGAUCCAUGUAGUGAAGAUCAAAAUGCAAGCCAGCAGAGGAGAGAGCUAGUAGAGGGCCAGAGUUUUAUUAUUGGGGUACUAAGUACACGUGUGGAGCAAAGGGCUUAUAACCUUCGCCCUCGGAAGGAUGAUUCAGUUACCAUUCAAAGGAGAUCAGAAUUUGCGAGAUUGAGGCGGGAGCAGCAGAAUCAGAGAAGAAAUAAGCGCAAGGAAGCAGAAACUUUGCGUCAGGAAGAGAUAAGUGCUUAUGAGCAAUUUGCCCGCAACAAACUCUGGAAGAAUCUGGAAGAACUGCCUGAAACUAGUGAUAAUGAUUCGGAAGAUAUAACUGAGGUAGUAGCUGGUGAUACAAGUGAAAAAAUGGGCAUGGGAGAAUGGCGCCCAUAUUUUGAAGCCUCGGAUACUGGGCUUUUCAAAACUACACUGAAGGGUGCUAAUUGGGAAGUUGAGAGGUUGGCUUUGCAGGCUGGUGCUUCUGUGGUUGGGCUCCAAUCUUUUACAGGAGACAAGUACCUUUUUUCUUGCUCUGGUACCAUUGUUGAUUUUUUCGAAGAGAGUAGCAUGAUUGUGACAGUUGCAAAUUUGGUUAAAAGUCCAGAUGCUGUUGAAGUAGCUGACAAUCUGAAGAUAUCUGUAUAUUUGCUGCAAGAUUAUAAAACUUUGAAAGGCCACCUGUCCUAUCAUGAUUUUUAUCACAACAUCUGUGUGAUUCAGAUUCAGUCUCCUUUCCAUCUGCCAGAAAAAAGAUUUAGUUCAAAUAUGGAGGCGAUCAACUUUGACAAGAUCUAUUCAAGAGAUGUGGUUACAUUGGGUCGUGACAAAGAGGCUCGUGACUUACUGGUUACUACAGGAAAGAUUGUUCCAAAAAGUAGCAAGUUUGACUGUGACGAACUUUUAGUAUCAACGUGCAGGAUUUCAAGGGUAGAAGUUGGGGGUCCGCUGAUGGACUUCGAAGGAAAUUUCAUUGGGAUGAACUAUUAUCACGCUAAGGAAACUCCUUUUGUUCCAAGUUUCAUUGUGUUGAAGUGUUUGCAGCAGUUCAAAUUAUUCCGUACUGUUGUAAGACCAUGGCAUGGGCUGCGAGUUAGAACUCUUCAUGCAGAAGGAUCUAUUGCACAUGAAAAGAUGCAAACGAACUUCCAUGGGGCCCCUGGUGUUGUUAUUGAGAAGAUUGAAGAACAUUCUUCUGCCAAAGCAUCUGGUUUGAAUGAAGGGGAUAUCAUCAAUCAAGUCAAUGGUGUUUAUAUCUCUAAUGCAGCAGAGCUUGGUGGCAUACUGCUGGAUAUAGGUACUACUUAUCUCAUGGACAACCCGAGCUCUGACCUUGCAGACUCCAACAAGAUGGCAAUAUGCAUUAAGGUUCGGUCUAUUGAAUAG
Molecule: messenger RNA, 1443 nt
Organism: Miscanthus lutarioriparius
Lineage: Eukaryota; Viridiplantae; Streptophyta; Magnoliopsida; Poales; Poaceae
Source: the annotation of a GenBank genome assembly